AUGCGUGUCCAUGAGCAAGAGGUUGUAGAUGAACAUAAGAUCAGUCUAAGGAAGAGAUGUGAAUGUGUGACAGAAGGAACUGAUGAAACAGGAAGUGGAACCCUCCUCAACAGGAUCUACACUGAGCUCUACAUCACAGAGGGACAGAGUGAAGACGUUAAUACCCAACAUGAGGUGAGGCAGCUUGAGACAGCUUCCAAGAAGAAGACCCUCCAUGACACUCCAAUCAAGUGCCAGGACAUCUUUAAAGCCUUACCUGACCAACAGGGACACAUCAGAGUUGUUCUGACGAACGGCGUCGCUGGCGUUGGAAAAACCUUCUCAGUGCAGAAGUUCACUCUGGACUGGGCAGAGGGCUUGGAAAACCAAGAUGUCAGUCUGGUGGUUCUGCUUUCGUUCAGGGAGCUGAACUUGAUCAGAGAUGAGCAGUACAGUCUUCUCAUGCUGCUCCAUGUUUUCCAUCCAACAUUACAGAAGGUCACAGCAGAGAAGCUCGCUGUUUGUAAAGUUCUGUUCAUCUUUGACGGCCUGGAUGAAAGCAGACUUUCACUGGAUUUCCACAACAAUGAGGUUGUGUCUGAUGUCACCCAGAAGUCAUCAGUCAACGUGCUGUUGACAAACCUCAUCGAGGGGAAUCUGCUUCCCUCAGCUCUCAUCUGGAUAACUUCCCGACCUGCAGCAGCCAAUCAGAUCCCUCCUGCAUGUGUUGACAGGGUAACAGAAGUACGAGGCUUCACUGACGCCCAGAAGGAGGAGUACUUCAGGAGGAGAGUCAGUGAUGAAGAGCUGUCCAGCAGAAUCAUCUCACACAUCAAGACAUCCAGGAGCCUCCACAUCAUGUGUCUAAUCCCAGUCUUCUGCUGGAUCACUUCUACAGUUCUGGACCACAUGUUGACUACAGACCAGAGAGGAGAGCUGCCCAAGACCCUGACUGACCUGUACUCACACUUCCUGUUGGUUCAGACAAAGAGGAAGAAACAGAAGUACGGUGAGGGACAUGAGACGAGUCCACAGGAGCUGACGAAGGCUGACAGGGAAGUUCUACUGAAGCUGGGGAGGCUGGCGUUUGAACAUCUGGAGAAAGGAAACAUCAUGUUCUACCAAGAAGACCUAGAGCGGUGUGGUCUUGAUGUCACAGAGGCCUUGAUGUACUCAGGAGUUUGUACAGAGAUCUUCAAAAGAGAGUGUGUGAUCUUCCAGAAAACAGUCUACUGCUUUGUUCAUCUGAGCAUUCAGGAGUUUCUGGCUGCAGUCUACCUGUUCCACUGUUACACAAACAGCAACACAAAGGUACUGGAAGACUUCAUGGGAGAAGACUACAAGCACAGAGAGUCAAACCCAAAGUUUUCUCUCAAGAACAUCUCUAAGUAUUUUGGAAGUCGUGGGCCAUCUCUGGAUUUCUUCCUGAAGAGAGCUAUGGAGAAAUCCCUUGAAAGUAAAAAUGGCCACCUGGACCUGUUUGUUCGCUUCCUUCAUGGCCUCUCUCUGAAGUCCAACCAGAGACUCUUAGGAGGUCUGCUGGGUCGGAGAAAGAACAGUUCAGGAAGCAUCCACAGAGCCAUCAACAACCUGAAGGAGAUGAACAAAGAUAAUAUCUCUCCUGACAGAAACAUCAACAUCUUCCACUGUCUGACGGAGAUGAACGACCACUCACUACAAGAGGAGAUCCAAAAGUUCCUGAAGUCAAAGAACAGAUCAGAGAAGAGACUUUCAGAGAUCCACUGUUCAGCUCUGGCCUACAUGCUGCAGAUGUCAGAGGAGGUUCUGGAUGAGUUGGACCUGAAGAAGUACAACACAACAGACGAGGGACGACUGAGACUGAUUCCAGCUCUGAGGAACUGCAGAAAAGCUCUGUAA
This is a messenger RNA of Sebastes umbrosus (honeycomb rockfish), 1857 nucleotides long. RefSeq names its product protein NLRC3-like. Lineage: Eukaryota; Metazoa; Chordata; Actinopteri; Perciformes; Sebastidae. Bases 1 to 1857 code for a protein of 618 amino acids. The record is from RefSeq and is a predicted model, not a curated record. The transcript has 2 exons.